Austrofundulus limnaeus is the source of this 4323-nucleotide messenger RNA. Its product is annotated as activin receptor type-2B. The record is from RefSeq and is a predicted model, not a curated record. Gene Ontology annotation, biological process: cellular response to growth factor stimulus; activin receptor signaling pathway; protein phosphorylation. Lineage: Eukaryota; Metazoa; Chordata; Actinopteri; Cyprinodontiformes; Rivulidae. Gene Ontology annotation, molecular function: ATP binding; activin receptor activity; activin binding. Gene Ontology annotation, cellular component: plasma membrane; activin receptor complex.
GAGAGCGAAGUCUCCGUCCUGCAUUUAGACGCGGAACAUGUCUUUUUCAUGGCUGACUUGUUCACUUCUUCUGGGAACUUUAUGCGCAGGGUACAGUCUUGGCGAAGUGGAGACCCGGGAGUGCGUGUACUACAAUGAUAACUGGCGUACGGAGAGGACCAACCAGAGUGGCUUCGAGCGCUGCGAGGGGGAGAAGGACAAGCGCUUGCACUGUUACGCCUCCUGGCUCAACUCCUCAGGGACCAUCAAGCUGGUGAAGAAAGGCUGCUGGCUGGACGACUUCAACUGCUAUGACAGGCAAGAGUGUGUCUCUAUGGAGGAAAAUCCUCAGGUGUUCUUCUGCUGCUGCGAGGGGAACUACUGCAACGAGCGAUUCACUCACCUUCCUGACAUGAUUGGCAGUGGGAACCGAGUAAAAAUUCGUCCCCCUCCCCGCGUGCCGUCUCUCCUCAAUGUGCUGGUGUACUCCCUGCUGCCGCUGUGUGUGCUGUCCUUGGCUCUCAUCCUGGCCCUGUGGAUGUAUCGUCACCGCAAGCCUCCCUACGGUCACGUGGACCUGAGCGAGGAUCCUGGACCUGUUCCUCCUUCCCCUUUGGUGGGUCUGAAGCCACUGCAGCUGCUGGAAAUCAAAGCUAGGGGGCGCUUCGGUUGCGUUUGGAAGGCUCAGUUAAUGAGCGAAUAUGUUGCUGUAAAAAUCUUCCCUGUUCAGGAUAAGCAGUCGUGGCAAAAUGAGCGGGACAUCUUCAUGUCUGCAGGGAUGAGACAUGAAAACCUCCUGCGCUACAUAGCUGCGGAGAAGCACGGAACCAACCUGGAAACAGAGCUGUGGCUUAUCACAGAAUUUCACGAGAGGGGCUCAUUGACAGACCACCUGAAGGGUAACACUGUGACCUGGACUGAGCUGUGUCACAUAGCAGAGACCAUGGCCCGUGGCUUGGCCUACCUCCAUGAAGACAUUCCCAGCUACAAGGGGGAGGGGCCUAAACCUACUAUUGCACACAGGGACUUCAAGAGCAAGAAUGUGAUGCUUCGAGAUGAUUUAACUGCAGUCAUCGGGGACUUUGGGCUCGCCGUACGAUUCGAACCAGGAAAGCCUCCUGGAGAUACUCAUGGCCAGGGUCUGAGCCAGAUGUGCGAGACCAUCGAGGAAUGCUGGGACCACGACGCCGAGGCACGACUUUCUGCCGGCUGCGUGGAGGAGCGCAUCAGUCAGAUCGCCAGGACGAUAGGCAGCACUACCUCAGACAACCCCGUCUCCAUAGUCACGUCUCUCAUCAACGAGGACCUACCUCCCAAAGAGUCCAGCACCUGAACGGACGACACCAUCCCUCCCCCGACCUCCUGACUUUUUACGUUUUUUUUUCAACCCCCAAACUCAGCGGAUCUUCGUGAAUAUUUAACAACUCAUAAAGAACCCCUAGCAACUUCAACUCAGCUGCUAUUUUCUCCCAGUCCUGGUAUUUUGUUCCGGUUUAAUGUUUUCAGUGUUUUUAAAUCCAGAUCGUAUUAAAACAUCCCUCUGCUGUAGUUGAAGUAGUAAUAAGCUAUGCGAUGGGCACAUCCGAUAGCAUCCUCGUGACAAAACCUUAAAUGUCGUCAUUACCUCGCGUAUUUCUUUCAUGUUUUAGUCUCUUUUUUUUUUUUAAAUUACCUCAUGAGUCAUCUUUGUUGUAUUUCUCGUCGUGUUCGUAAUCGUCUGCGGCCAAAACAAACCUGUGCUCCAAACCUCAGACGACGUGCUGCACACCUCGGAGGAACCGUUUUUAGACUGUUAGACAAAAUAUUCAUCUUCCUCAGGGGUCGAAAGCUUCUUGAUUUCUAAAACUCGGAGCGUGCUCCCUUAAUUUAGACUCCUCAGAAUGUGGUGAGGGCGGAGGAGAGGAAAAAAGAAGCGGAGGAGCACAGCAGUUUUCUUUUAAGAGAGGGAGGGGCGGGGCUAAAUCAGAACUGAGCAGUCAUAUUUUGGACUUUUUUGAAGAUUUGGAACAGGUGUCUUGUUCUCGGAACUACCUCUCAGGUAUCCAGCAGGCUUCUUUGGAACAUUUCUCUAAGUUCAGAGCCAAGCUAUUCAGCUAGCUAUCAUGGACAUAUUCCUGGACUUUUUAUUUUUAUUUUUUAUUUUUAAUAUUCAGAGUUACUCCUUUGCCAGUGCCAGGGGCAUUGACAGAUGCUGUCUGGAGUUGCAAUGUUACUCAUUUUUAAUUUUUAACUGUAUGCAUUUGUGUGCGAGUGUGAGAAUCAGAAGACUGAAUGAUGCGGAACGGAGAAGUGUGUGCGUUUUUAAAAAAGGUAAGAAACACGAACAGGUAAUUUGAGGGUUUAUCCUUGCAAGGGUCAUACAGGAGCAAGCAACAUGUCUGUCUUUUUUUAAAAUUUCAUUGAAAUUUGGUUAGUAUACUCAGUCGGACACCAGUCCCUAGAUACCUCAGUCACUGUAUGUCAUGCAAGGAGAGCUCAAAUGGUUGCCUUUGUCUCAAAUGCAAUGCCAUAGUUGUAUCAUAACAUAAAAAAAAAAACCAUACAUUGAAUGUCCGUUAUGCUGCUGUGACUUUUCCAGGAUACUCAAGGAUUUGUAGAUGUAUUAUUUGUUAAUAUAACACUAACGUGGUAACGAUCCAUGAUAUUAUGUCAGGCUAAUAUCCUGUUUUUAUUUGUUUUUCUUUUUGACUGGGUAAGCUUUUAGCUGCUUACUCCUCCAAACUGACCUCAGAUAUUCUGACAAGUACCUCAGGCUUUUUCUACAUGUAUAUCAAAUUGUGUUAAUGUAUUUUAUUGUGUUUUUAGUAGCUGAGAUAUUUUAUUGCAGGUUGGGCCUCUUGUCUGUUUUUUUGUUUUCUUUCUUCAUUUUUAAUAGAACCUGACCAGUUUUCAUGGUGUUUAUGCUCUACAAACCUAAAAGAAGAGAGGCGGAUUCCUGUAAAUAUGCGUGUACACACCUAACACUACUAUAUAUAUAUAUAGUUUUUCUUUCAUUUGUACACAAAAUCAGGGCAUUGCUCGAAUUCUUUCACAGUUACAGAAAAUACUUUCUCAGAACCACAUUUAUAUAUUUAAGUCAAGCCCUGCAACUUUUUUGUUUUUCUUUUUAAGAGGAGUGUUACUGAUAUCAAUUAAUUAUGGUAUUGGCUUAUCUAUAUUAGAAGCUGUGAGGGUGGCACUGGCAUUAAAAAAAUUAAUUAGUGUGUAUAUCAUCGAAAAAAAAUGACAAAGAACAAAUAUUUUUAUGGUUUUCUGUGGCAGCUUCUGUGAUUGGCCACUUGUUUGAACAGUAUUGCCUCAAUAUUAACCUGCUGAUGUGAUAUUCUGACCUGUUUAGUGAUAGUUUAGCCACGUUGGACAACACACAGGCUCAUCUGUUGUGCUUUGAUUAGUGGUGUGGAAAGAUAGUGAUUUUUUUUAACAGUGGUCUGUAGCUCUUGCUGAUGUGCAGUUUUGGUAAAAGGACUUUUGGAAAAAAAAAAUCAACUCAGUGCUGAACAAUGUUUUUAGUGUUUUGAAACCAUCAUUGUGUUUGUAGCCACACGACUGACCGAUGCAGCACCGUCAGGAUUCACAUAAACAGCGCCAUGUGCACAGUCCAAGGGUUCAGCAAUAUUUCCUAAACAGCAAUAGUCAUUUAAGUCCAUUAAAUGCAGCUGUGACUUCGCAGGUAUCUUCUGCAGAUCAACAGAAAACGUCUCCUCACACCUGGAUCAUGCUCUUGACGGUCUAAGUCUCCUGAUGGGGGAGGGGGGAAAAUGCAGUGGGUUGAACUUUUUUGUGUGCGCGCGCGCUGAACGUGGCCCAGGUGCUUUCACAAACUGUGCCAGGCAAACGACGGUCGCGUGCGGGAAACCGCCGCGAUUGGUCGUUACCUCCAAAUGCUGUCUUACACCCAGCUCUUCUGAACCGAAAAAAACCAUGUUACCUCAUGCAGUACCUUGUUUAGUAACACUAACCUGGAGUCAGUCUCAUCUUCAACAAAAAAAAAAAAAAAAGGAAAAAUAUAUCAAUUAUUGUGUAUAUAUUUACUUGCUAAAUGUAAAGGGUUUCUUCCUUUUCAUGUGUGGAUCCUGUGAAAGAAAAAUCCUAUAUUUUUUUUCUUUGAUUUACAGUCAGCAUAUAGUGUGAACGAAUGUUGGAAAUAUGUGACCAUCCCUGUUUAUGUGAACUGUGUGUGCGUGCGUGUGUGUGUGUGCGCGUGGUUGUUGGUUGGUUUCUUUAAAUCAGUAUGAAUGAAAACUUUUAUCUGUGCAUUGAAAUGCUUAGAAAUAUAAAGUAGAUGAGAGUACAUUCAUCUUUUUGUAUAUGAAAAUAAAGACGAAUUCUGAUUAACCACGUAAA